CAGCGACCGCCUGAACGCGUCCCGCUGCUUCAACAUUCGGGUCAGCUCCCGUCAAUUAUUUGCACAGCGCCUGCGUACGACGAGCCGAAAUUUUGGCCACCCAACCUCUUUCACAAUCCCUUUACCGGUUCAUACUUUACGAUGUGUACUUCUUUAUGAUGAACGCUUUAUGUCAUGGCAAACUGGAAAGAACUGGGCGAGGUCCCAGACUCGGACGACGAACUCGACUUCGAUAGCCAGGAUCUUGAGUCGCUACCGAACCCCGAACUACCUUCGACACGCACUGCCGAUACUUUACAAACGAAGGAAGCUCGAGAAAGCGUAUGGGAUGUCCCCGAAUCGUCACAAGAUACGCCAGCAGACGCGACUACAAACCGUGUAGCAUCAAGCCGCUGCCAUGAUGUGUCCAAGCCUCUCGACGCUGAGCCGCCCUCCUCGCCGCUCUCUUCGGUGCCGGAUAUGGACGAGCUGGACGACCCCUUCAACUUGGACUUUGACGAACUAGAGCCCCAAGUAGUUGCACCUACGACAAAAACGAGGACUGCGUACCUUCCCAACGACCGCGACGACUCCCCCGAUCCCUUGGCUGGUGAUGAUACUGUUUCGACGAGCUAUGUUAGAAUCACUGCUCCUGAACCCAAGUUUCCCGUCGAGAACGAUGCCGAAAGCCUUACGCCUCCCAACAGGCCUCCGGUGGCUUCUUCACAACUUAGCCAACAGAUUCGGCAGAGACGAUUGGUUGCCCAGCUCUUUGCAAGUUCGAGCCCAGAGGCAGAGGUGGCAGCUCCAGUCGAGCAGUCCAACCCUGGCAACACUUCGCCCCCGAGACCCAUGUUCGCCUUCUCAGCGCCGUCUCACGUGGCUUCUCCUGUAGCUUCUCCGGCGCCGACCCAGUCGAGGAAGCAGCCGAGGCCGGCGGCUAUUCAGCGGUUGGAAAGCUCGAACAGGGACGAGCAGGUUGCUCGACAAGUCGCUGUGCGGUAUGAGCGCUCGUUCAGACCAAGGAAACCCAUUCAGGAACACCCAUAUCUCAUUGAGAAUGCCCAAUAUAGCAAGGCUCUCAAAUCGCAUGGCAUUCGUCCCAUCAGAAUGCCUGCAGAACCAGCUCCGAGACGACAACGGCCGGAAGAAGAUUCCCAAGAGAAGGAUUUCGAGGACAACAGCCAGGGAACCACGGCUGAUGUGCCUAACGGGACCACAGACGAGAGCCAAUUCAACGGCCAGGACGUCCCUCCGAGUUCCAGUCAGCCCAUGUCGUCUCUCUCCGCUUCGCCCCUCCGAACAUCAUCUCCCAAGCACCGUGGCGGACCGAGUAGCCAACCAAGUCAAGGGGAUACGGAUAAUACCAGCUUCUCUGAUGUUGAUGACCUGCCCUCCCUUGACGAAAUUCACCGCGACUUGCUGGCAAAUCGAUCUGCCAAAAAGCGAAAACGUGGAAAAGGCGCCGUGGCCAAGCCUGUAGUGACGCAGGCGGCAGCCCCAUAUACGCUUUCGCCGUCGCGUCCGCAGUUUCAGCAGUAUGAUGAGAUCUACGGCAUGCUUUCUUCGCCGUCUUCGUCGCCUGGAAUACAAAGUACGGUGGUCAACCGAAGAGUUAAUCCUAUAUCAUUAUCUACAGAGAGCAAUACUAAAACGACAUUCUUCGAGGACAAUGACCUACCCAUCAUGGACAGCAACAUCUUAUCUCCUGCCAUAUUCGAGCGCCAUCUUUCUGUCGAGCCGGAGCCGUCAGUAUUCGACCUGACCAUGGCAGACACUUCCGACGUGGGAGAAGAAAAUGAAUUAGGAGAUGUUGAUGCGCAGAGCAGUUCAGGAGAGCAGUCAGAGGGUAGGAAUGGUGGUGGCGAGGAGGCCGGCGCGGCGAUUGCAAAAAGAAUGCGUGGUGUACUCCCUGCAUCCUGGCUGAGACUCGACCAACAGGCAAACCGUCCCAAGCCUACUCAAUAUCAACGCCCCGAUGACUCCCCUGAGAAGAUUCCAAGACGAGGCGUAGCUGUUCGACGCAUUGGCCGCUCGGCAUCAUCUACGGCAGCGGCGUUUCUCUUCGAUGAUUCGGACGACGAUAUGACCACUGCGCCGACGCCUACACGUCCUUCUCACGACACUCAGACGGUGUUGCCUUUCGAGAGAUCUGAGGUCAUGGAAAUAAGUGACGAUGAUGGUGGCUCCGUCGUUGAAGAAGAUCAGGUUGACCAUAUGCUUCCAAACAGAAAACGUCAAUUGACUUUAAAAGACUUUCAACAACCCGCCAAAAGGCAGAAAAAGAACGACCGUCCAUCCGGUGCCCAACCCAAAAAGCGUGGGCGACCACCGAAAAGUGCAAACAGAUCUUCUGGAGCUGCCUACCUUGAUCCUUUCUCCAAAAGUCGCAAAUCUGCUCCAAGCAAUACUCGAACUGUGGCCCGAGCCAAACCCCCUCCAAGGUUGAGCAUUCUGGAUGUCAUCGAACCAGAUGCGCCGAAGUUUCUGAAGAUCGCGGCUCGAGCGGCUCAGAGCAAACGGCACAUGGGACGAUCCAGUCCUACAAACAAGAGCAUACGACUGGCUACGCGGAAGGACAAUGUAGAUGCCGGCAGAGUGCUCCAAGAGUGGAAAGGAGGCAAGAUUCGACCUCGACCUGGAUUGCAGACGAAGAAGCCUAUGCCCACAGGGUCAAGUGAAAGGCGUCCACUUACUCAACUACCAUCCAAUGUCUUCUCUCGCGGUGCUGUAUCCUCUCCGAAGGCCCGCAGCGCCACACAGCCUGAUGAACUUCGCCGCGAGGGCUCAACGCCUUUGGCGCCUUUACCGGAGGCGCGCUCUCGGGCAAGGCUGAUGUCGAGAAGCAACUCGAUCACAAGUCAGCACACGCAAGAUACCACCAACAGACCGGCUCAGCUUGAAACGGAUUUAACCCAGCAACCGGGUAGAAUCGGUUUCCAAGCAAAGAAGCGGGCUCUCGAUGCCCUGUUCAAGCGAAAUCACUCGCAGUCACUAUCGUCGAGGAGUGCCCAUUUGGAUUCCUUCCUGGACGAUACAUCGUCAGUAGUAUCAGGGCACAGCCUUGCUACUAGACGCUCUCCUGAGCCUGCAGCAGUCAGGAAACCCGUAUUGAAGCGUCCGAGAAAGCCUGCACAGCCAAUCCAGAUCGAUGUCACCGCAGCCCAUUUCCGUCAUGCAGACGAUCCCUUACCUACUGUAGAGUUGAUGACUCCUGUGGAAACGCCUAAAGCCUUGUUCAACGAUAACCAGCUUCUUGGUCUCGGUCCUUUCGGCACACACUACACACAGCACUUUGACAUCUUCCCCCUGGAUCGCGGGGUCUUCUUCCACGAGACAACACUCAUCGGCAGCGGUCGUGUCAGCUCAGUGGUAUAUGACCAGUUACCCGCGAAGGUUUGGAAUUACCGGCCCCGAAUUUCUUUCAGCCUCGGUGAAAUGGUCCUUCGAUGGGACUUGUGGACCGAACAAGUCUCUUCCGAAUUCGGCAUCGUGAUGGACGGAAUCCUCGAUCAAAUUCUCAAGCCAUCACUGUCUGCGGAAGUCACAAUUGAUGCUAAAGGAGCGGCAAGAUUUGUUUUGGACUAUGUCCAAAAAGCUAUGAGCUUCACCAAUGAUGCCGAUGCUGGCUCCUUCAUCACUCGGGUCUCUGACGUAUUCAGGUCUUUCUUGACACGCUUCGAUUCUGGAAAUGUCACUGACUUGCCAAAACGUCGAGAACUGGCUGAGGUGUUGUCGAAUAUACUUCUUGUCGUCUCCUAUGCAGUCCGCCUCUGCCAAAAAAGCGCGACGCUGAUGACAGAGAGCUUUGCUAUGGAGGCGCUCCUUGGAAAGACUGCAGAAACACUGGUCCGAUUGCUACUCGAUAUUGGCCUGGAUGACGUUACACAUCUCUACGAUGACCUUCAGACCUUAAGAUACCGCGAGCGUGGCAUCCGCUGUGACAAGGUCGUAGCACAGUCUUGGGUGCUUCUCAUGAAGGUCCUAGAAUAUCUUCGGAUUCCUAGGAUGACAUUCUGGGACGUCACGUAUUCAUGCAUGAUACAACCAAGCGUCAUUCGUGGCAUGGAUUCCCAAGAGUUCGAGAAUCUCUGGAAGAAGAUGUUUACGCUCUUACCGUUGUGCGAAUUUGACGGGAAUGGUGUAGUCGUUUCCGAUAGAAGGCAUCAAGUUCCCCUGGAAGGAUGGAAUUUGCCCCAGCAAGUCCUCAAACGCGUCUUCCAACUAUACCGCGACAAUCCUCGCCAGUCACCCAGCUUCAACGAUUAUUGCCGGGCACUAGUGUCCCGAUGUCACUAUCUGGUCGAUCAAUGGGGUUGGCAGAAAAGCAGCGGUAUCAUUGGUACCAUCUUCGACUUCUUUGGCUCGCAGAACUUAUCUCACCUGCGCAAUGAAGAAGCAUUCCGCUCAGCCCGGUUCUUAGACAGCCUUCAUCUUGACCCAUCUCUUCAUGUUGAACCUGAGGAUAGAUGUUUUCACAUAUUCCUCAAACUCGUGGCACUAGCCAUCAAGAGGAUGAGACAAAGAGAGGCAGUCAACGACAUUCGGAACUUGGUUGCUCGCACACUGCCAAACCACGACCGUCAAUAUUCCAAAGAACAAAACGUCCACCAGCAUGACCUGGCCGCUCUCAGGAACCACCAUGAUCUUCUCUGCACUCUGUUCUGGGCAGCGCCACCCGAUCUUCGUCCCGGCAUCCACAACCUGGAGAAGCUGGUGAUUCCUGCCAGCUCUCACAAGGAAGCCUGCCUUAUUAAUCUGCGGGCCUGGAAUCAACUAGCAAGGUUCGUUGUGCAUGAGGAGUCCGCCGCUUCAUUCAACCCGUUGGCUAGCUGGCAGGCCAACGUGUUCAAGCAGCUGUUGGAUCAGUACAAUUCUGUCGCAGCAGAUAUUCAACAGCAAUUUUUGGCACUGUCCAAGGAUGACAGCAACAAUGUCAGCGAAGACCUGAUGAACUCUAUUAUGGCUACGAACAAAGCUGCUACCAUGGAGAUCAUGCUCUUCUCAGUCAAGUCCUCAAUGGGGGUUGUGCAAUAUGCAAGUAGCUUGGAGCUGGCAAGGCUUGCCUCUAGCCCUUAUCAACUACAGCAAGUCUUCCAGCAUUUCUCUGCUUUGCCAGCAGACUUCCCGACCACGCUUCUCCAAGCCUCUUUGACCACCCUUGAACGUCUUGUUGGUCGAAUCGAGUCGGUCUUCAAUGAGGCCGAUGACAGCCAAGACAGUAUGGCCUCUCGGACAUUGGAAUCUGAGGAUGCUAUUCUAAUGCUGGACCGCGAAUUGGCGGCUGCGUUCCUUUCAGCAGCACGCUGCCUCUUGUCAAAUCAAUCGCGUGAUAGACCUGGCACUUCAAGUGUGUCAACAUCCUGUAUUGAGCAAUCUGUCGUGGUCUCUGGCAUGAUGAUUGGUCUUUUCGUCCGCUGCGGAAUGAUGGCACUCUCGCAGGUCUUCAAAACCACCAAAUAUGGGCUAUUCGGGAAAGCGCCGAACAAACUUGACUGGGAACAACGCCAAUACCUUCCACUCUUCCUUUCCGUUGUUGCGCAGAAGGGAGCAACCAUCAACUUGGAGGAUAUUGGAGCAAGCCUUUUGCUAUUGUGGCUCAUGAUCAUCGUACAGCCGAGUCACUGCCUGAGAUUCGAGAACCAAUUUGGACAGCAGCUCCAACGACAGGGCUAUCCUUUCAUUCCAGACAAAGCAGGUCUCACCGUCAACCCAGGCUACUCGGCCAAUCGUGACUUUUUCGAAUACGCGGUAUCUUGGAUGCGGAAAUCUCUACAUACAGCCGACGCUGCCUCCAAGAGGAACAUGCGGUCAGAGUUCGAGAGAGUUCUCAAUGCUGUCAUGAACCAGAUGCGGGCUGAUGUUCAGAUCAUGGCCGCAGACGUAUCAGAGCAUCCGGGCUAUGUCAAGUUCGUCCGCAACAUCAUCUCCCUCAUCAAGGCUCAUGGGCCAGACAUCUGCCCUGUACAGAAGUUCUUCUUGGAAGUGAGCAAGGAGUAUUCGCCGCCCAUGCAGGACCCGCAGCUACAGGCAGCGUUGCUUCAGUCAUACGGAUUCAAGCUUGCAGAAGGCGACCCCAGAGUCCCUAGUACACUAUUCCACUUCUUGCUCAACAACUUCAAGGGGGCUCUUCAGCGUGGUCGACUGCCUUAUGAAGUCAUCCUGCUGAAAGGGGCCUUGGAGAAUGAUGCCAUCAUGUCGUUCGUUCUCGGCAAGAUGCUUCCCGCAGUGUUAUAUGCCACUGUAUCCCACGUCGAGGCCUACGCAAUGCUUGACGUUCUAUGCGAUGCGCUUGGACUGGCAAUAAAAUUGCCGCCUGUGGCUCGCCAAAUCAGCAAAGACAAUCUUGCGUGCAUUACUGCCUUGGUCACAACCACACUGGCUUGGGCAUCCGCCCUAGGGAGGAGCAUGCUUAGUCCUGAGCAUGUCCAUGUGCUCAGACGAAUCACUUGGCUCCUCAACGCUUUCCAACCUUCUCUCGAAGCGUUCUCAUUCAUGGCUACAGAACCUCGAGGCUGGGACAAUGUCAUGGCCAUGUUGCAUUGGUUCAGCCUGCUUGCCGAAGGGGCUCAAGAGUAUCUUGAGAACCAAGAAACCCCGUUCAUAGCAGCGUCGGGGCUGUUCCGCCGACUUAGAACUCACAAUGAGGUCUUUACGAUCCAGGAUACCACUGUUCUGACCUGGUCAGAGCAUAUUGGCAACGACAUCACUAGGAAUUGGGUCACGACAGGACCGUUGUUGACGGUAUCAGCACACAACCGUGGGACACCUUCAACGCAGUCUGGGAUUGGUUCCUUACGGCCUAACUGGGACAUGCAAGAAUUGACAAUGAGCCUGCUCGAUCAAAUGCGGAACUGGCAUGAGUGGUGGGCGAGGGUGAAGGAAUCGCCAGCUGAUACUGAGGAGGUAGAUUUUGGGGAGGACAUCUUUUUCUGAAAAGAGUAUCUGUCAUAGAGCAGCAUCCAAACCUUACCGCUGGAACGAAAUGCAUGAUAUCCAUAAUCACAAGCUGUU
This is a messenger RNA of Colletotrichum godetiae, 6993 nucleotides long. Its product is annotated as Mus7/MMS22 family protein. NCBI's taxonomy places the organism in Eukaryota, Fungi, Ascomycota, Sordariomycetes, Glomerellales, Glomerellaceae. Gene Ontology annotation, cellular component: nucleus; Cul8-RING ubiquitin ligase complex. Gene Ontology annotation, biological process: double-strand break repair via homologous recombination; replication fork processing. Bases 175 to 6915 code for a protein of 2246 amino acids. The transcript is spliced from 6 exons. The record is from RefSeq and is a predicted model, not a curated record.